AUGAAGUACUCGGCUGUCGCCUGCGCUACGUUUAUUGCAGCUGUUGCUGCCCAGCCUUAUUACAAACAUGCAAACAAGCACGCACACAAGCAGCACAACCAAGUCCGUAACAACGUCAACGUGCCUCGUGCUGUCACUGUCAACGAGCUGGUUACUGAGACCGUCUACGUUACUGAGCUGAUUGACGAGACCACCACUGUCUGGAUCACUCCCAGCCAGGAAGCCAAGUCUACUCCUACCUCGGCCGCUGCUCCCACCCAACCAGCGGGCAAAUUCUACGAGACUCCCUCUGCUCAUUCUGCUCCUGAGGCUCCCACGCCCAGUCCCAGCUCUAGCUCCAGCUCUAGCUCCAGCUCUAGCUCCAGCUCCAAAGCUGCUGCUAGUCCUCCCCCAGCUGCGACUACCUCAACUUCUGCCCAUGUUGCUCCACCUGUUCCUACCACUACCUCUGUUUACGCUGCGGCUCCUUCCACCUCUUCUGCCACCAAGCCCCAAACUUCAUCUGCUCCCUCUGACGGUGGCGGUGAUUCCGGUUCUGUUAAGUUCACGGGCGCUCUCACCUACUACACCCUUGGGAUGGGCGCUUGCGGCGAGGACGACGGGGGUAAGGACCAGAGCGAAAGCAUUGUUGCCAUUUCUCACCUUAAGAUGGGCGAACAGUCCAAUGGCAACCCCAUGUGCGGCAAGACCAUCACGAUUAGCGCCGGCGGCAAGACUGUCACUGCUACUGUGAAGGACAAAUGCAUGGGCUGUGAGGAGAACGAUAUCGAUGUCAGUCAGUUUACUUUCGAAAAGCUCUACAACCUUGACGCUGGCCGUAGAGAGGUCACCUGGUGGUGGAAUUAA
Molecule: messenger RNA, 846 nt
Organism: Metarhizium acridum CQMa 102
Lineage: Eukaryota; Fungi; Ascomycota; Sordariomycetes; Hypocreales; Clavicipitaceae
Source: RefSeq, a predicted model, not a curated record